AUGCCCAGGCGCAGCCCCACAGAGCCCGAUUGGUCACGGCUCAGCGAGCACGUGGUGGAGCCCGGCUACACGCUGUGGACGGUGGGCUACAUCAUCCGGCUGGAUGCUGCGAAAGCGCUGCUGGAUGCUCAAGUGGAGCGCGCCUUCGUUCCCCUGGACGACUUCUUCUCCGUGGCCGCGGGCCGCGGGGGCGACACUUUCUACAACGACAAGGUGCUUGAGUGGAAGCCGCACAUCCCGGUACUCUUGCGACCCUUGGCAUUGACCCCGCCGCUGGUGAUGCCGUACGUUGGCUCCAUGUUCCUGAGCGACACGGCGAAGGUGCGGGCAGCAACCCGCUACGUCGAGGACCUACCUCACGAGUGA
Molecule: messenger RNA, 366 nt
Organism: Effrenium voratum
Lineage: Eukaryota; Dinophyceae; Suessiales; Symbiodiniaceae
Source: the annotation of a GenBank genome assembly